Crotalus tigris (Tiger rattlesnake) is the source of this 1780-nucleotide messenger RNA. It is a transcript of the gene BIRC7, whose product is annotated as baculoviral IAP repeat containing 7. Gene Ontology annotation, biological process: regulation of cell cycle; negative regulation of apoptotic process; positive regulation of protein ubiquitination. The transcript is spliced from 6 exons. The record is from RefSeq and is a predicted model, not a curated record. Bases 322 to 1455 code for a protein of 377 amino acids. Gene Ontology annotation, molecular function: cysteine-type endopeptidase inhibitor activity involved in apoptotic process; ubiquitin protein ligase activity. Gene Ontology annotation, cellular component: cytoplasm; nucleus. NCBI's taxonomy places the organism in Eukaryota, Metazoa, Chordata, Lepidosauria, Squamata, Viperidae.
AUGUGCACGAAGAAUGGAAAGUCUAAAAAUGGGUUCUUUAUGAUAAGUUUCUCUGUUACUUUUGAAGAUGGUGAAUUUGUCUCCAAAGGUACCCACUCGGAAAUUGAUUUUAUGCUUGAUUUUUAAAACUUCUCUUUUUCUUCCUUCCCUCUCCAGGCCCAAGAAGAACUGGGCAGAAGGGCAGUCAUUGUCCCAAGCCCAACAAAUCAGCACACUCUAGAAAAUCCAGCAUCCUUUUUGCAUCUGCUGUUCAGAAAUCUAUUUGGCCUCUUUCAGAGUUUUCUAGCAUUUACAGCUGGUAGAGUCACAGAGUGAUUAGAGAUGCAGGCUGAUACGGUGUCAAAACACUUCAUUGCCUCGGGUGUCCAGCUUGUUGCUGAUGUUUUGACUUGUCUCCUGUCCAGCAGCUGGGAAAUGGGAGAUAGCUUUUUUCCAGAGGAAACCCAGGAUGAGGGAAGCAGCUCGUCUUCAGAGGACACGCAGUGGACCUCGUGGCGUUGGUCAAGAUCCAGCAUGAAGUCGGAGAUAAAGCGCCUUCAGACAUUUCAGCUCUGGCCCGCGAGCGUUCCUGUUUCUCCAGCUGAACUGGCAGCUGCUGGUUUUUAUUUUGUCGGUCCUGCUGACACUGUCCAGUGUUUCUGCUGUGGCGGGUCGUUGUAUAAUUGGGUAGCUGAAGAGGAUCCUAUGGUAGAGCACAAGAAAUUCUUCCCAUCGUGCCUGUAUAUCCAGGAGAAAAUCGUAGGAAAUUGCCCACAGGUGCCUUGGAGCGAAGAACACCUGGACUGUGUAGAUGGCCAAUUCCUUGGCAUGCUGCAAAGUUUAAAUGUGGAGGAGAACCCUGUAGGUGGCCAGCCAGAAUACCCCUACAUGGAGACAGAAGGAGAUCGGUUGGUGUCGUUUGAAAAUUGGCCAUCUUAUUCUCCGGUGUCUCCUGAAUUGUUGGCCAGAGCUGGCUUUUUCUAUACAGGCCAGCAAGAUCAUGUGCGGUGUUUCUACUGUGAUGGUACACUGAGGAACUGGGAACAAGGAGAUGACCCCUGGAUAGAGCAUGCUAGGUGGUUUCCAAGAUGUGCAUUUCUCCUCCAGUCCAGAGGGAGAGAGUUCAUAAGUCACACCCAACAAUCUAAUGUAAUGUUGGAAGACAACUUGCAUUGGUCUGAAGACUAUUCCGAAAGCUCUCAUGAGUCUCUGGAAAGAGAACCAGAUCCUUGGAGGGUGAGAAGAGAGACACAAGCAGAACGCUCCCAUGAGCCAGAAUCCACCACGAGCAUGGAAGAAAAACUGCGCCAGCUUCAGGAGGAACGGAUGUGCAAAGUGUGCAUGGACAAAGAUGUGUCCAUUGUGCUGGUUCCUUGUGGCCACUUAGUGGUGUGUGCUGAAUGUGCCCCUAAUCUGAGCCGCUGCCCCAUCUGCAGAGGGGACAUCCGGGACAGUAUGAAGGCCUUCCUGUCCUGACCUGAAAGGUGAGCAAAGCAUUGAAUCCUUAACAGAAGAGAGGUGGGCAUCGUUUACUUGAUUGCUGGUCUAGGGUUAAAUCUUGUUGAUCUGUGCUCCUUCUAAUGGUAUAAAGCACUGGGCCCUCUAAGAAGUGGGCUACGGGGGCCCACGUGGUUAGAAUGCUGAGUCGGAAGACCAUUGAGAGGUUGACAGCUCGGCAGUUCAAAACCUGAGCCAGCCGUGUGCUGCAGCUGCCAAAAAAGCCAACACAGUACUGGGCUGCAUUAACAAGGAUAAAAUCAAGAUCACGUGAAGUAUUAAGACCACUUUACAAUGCCUUGGA